AUGAACCCCCAGGACCAAGACCAGCAACAGAUUCAGGACCUCGCUCAGCAACUCGCGAGACAGUUUGUGACGAUGAGACAACAACGGACCAAUCGCACAACGCCAUCCCAGUCGACUGAUGGAAACACAAUUGCUGGAGCCAUCGACAUCACAAACUUGGCCAGCCAACUCGGUGGCCUUUUGAAUGCCCAUGAAACCACCAAGAAUGCUUCUACUCAGGAAGGAAAUGGCUCCUCCACAACAACAACAUCAACAUCAAUCCCAGCAGCAGCGCCUGCGACUGGAAUCACAGAAACGGCUGGUCCCACUGCUCAUGACUUCAACUCAAUCCCUGACCCUUCCAUUUACGAAGUCGAUUUUGUCAACAUUUUCAAGGGCACCAACGCGUCUGUCCUUCGAUUCGAGGAGCGUGAGUUAUUGGAUCUGGCGAGUGAUCAGAUGCCAAUUGGUCGAUUCUUCGAGGAGGCUGAGGCGAUGGCGGAUGAAUUUCCUGACGACAACCUCGACGAUAUUGUCAUUCGCACAACGUCCAUUGGUAGCGUCGCACCUACGAUUCAGGAGCGCGAACAGGGUGCGGGCAUGGUCGAAACCUACAAGUGCACCGCUCCAGACUGCCGCCAGAUCACUCGCUUUCCGAGAUAUGGCGGGAUGCCCAAGAUCCUCUUCGAAACGCGUCGAGGCCGAUGCGGCGAGUGGGCAAACGAUACAAAGCGCGCUUUGUGCAUGACACUACGGACCAUGUUUGGACCGAGGUUUGGAGUGAGCAUAAAGGGCGCUGGAUCCAUUGCGACUCCUGCGAGGCCGCGUAUGAUCAACCGUUACUCUACACGACUGGAUGGGGCAAAACUCUAA
This is a messenger RNA of Linnemannia hyalina, 852 nucleotides long. The record is from the annotation of a GenBank genome assembly. Lineage: Eukaryota; Fungi; Mortierellomycota; Mortierellomycetes; Mortierellales; Mortierellaceae.